This is a messenger RNA of Oncorhynchus mykiss (rainbow trout), 5057 nucleotides long. RefSeq names its product golgi reassembly stacking protein 1a (gene gorasp1a). Gene Ontology annotation, biological process: Golgi organization. Gene Ontology annotation, cellular component: Golgi apparatus. The record is from RefSeq and is a predicted model, not a curated record. Lineage: Eukaryota; Metazoa; Chordata; Actinopteri; Salmoniformes; Salmonidae. Gene Ontology annotation, molecular function: protein binding.
AUCGUUGCUCUACAUACUGCGUGGUGCUCGGUGUCACCAGUGUGCGACUAGUCUGGUCUGAUAUAGGAGAUCGCCAAUGACAAGAUGGCCACGGAGCAUUAGAGGAAUCUGUCAACUCUUUCAGCUACAGUGAUAUAACAUUUGGUGCUUUCUAUAAUAAUGGGUUUAUCACAAAGCACCGGUGCGUCGGAAGGAGGAACAGAUGGAUACCACGUCCACGGGGUGCAGGAGAAUUCCCCUGCAGAGAAAGCUGGGCUGGAGCCGUUCUUUGACUUCAUCCUCUCUCUGGGAGACCACAGACUGAACCAGGAGAAUGACAUGCUGAAGGACCUUCUGAAGGCUAACGUGGAGAAGGCAGUGAUCAUGGAGGUGUACAGCACUAAGACCAUGAGGCUGAGGGAGGUGGAGGUGGUGCCCAGUAACAUGUGGGGAGGACAGGGCCUGCUGGGGGCGUCUGUCAGGUUCUGUAGCUACCAAGGAGCCAACGAGAACGUCUGGCAUGUACUGGAUGUGGAUGUGAACUCACCAGCUGCGUUGGCCAGCCUUCAGGCCCACAGUGACUUCAUCGUUGGAGCAGACCAGGUGUUGCAGGAUUCGGAGGACUUCUUCUCGCUGAUCGAGGCCCACGAGGGGAAACCUCUGAAACUGCUGAUCUACAACACAGAGACAAACGCCUGCAGAGAGGUGGUGGUCACACCCAACGGGGCCUGGGGAGGAGAGGGAAGUUUGGGCUGCGGUAUCGGAUACGGCUACUUGCACAGGAUCCCAUCCAUGGUUCCCUCUCUUCCUGAAGAUGACUCCACGCCAGAGAUACACGCCAAUGGACACCAAGAGGCGUCUCUGAUGGUGGGUCAGUCCGGCCCACGCCUGGGACAGGGAACAGAGAUGACAGACCAAGAUAACAGACUGGAACAGAUCACUCUGCAGAAAGAGGACAGUCCUCCACCUCUACCCAUACAGGGAAUCAUGGAUCCAGGCUUCUCUGAGUCUGAGGUGGCUAUGAUGACCCCUGACCCAUCAGAAGACAUGGCUGAUCGACUGGACCUGUCCGUCUCGUCCAUCGACAUGACCGGCACCUCUCUGGCCGUGCACGAGGAAAAGGACAGCAACAACAUCUCCGAGCUGGGUGAGCUUCCUGAGACGCCACCAGAGAACUGGAUGGAGACUGAACAUCGUGAGUCCCUUAUCACCGAAUCACAAGACCAAGCGUCCGAAUCCGCUGGAUCCCCUGACACAGUUGUGGAGGCUCCAUUCGCCCCUCCUCCUGACGUUGAGUCCCUCGCCCCUCUUGUUGAUGCUGAAGCUUCUCUCCCGGACCCAGACAUCACCUCUUUCUCCCCCUCCCCUCCCCUGGACCUCCUGCCCCAGGACCAGCUCCUGCUUCAGCCCCAGGUAAGUGACAUCUUGGUGGGGGACUCACUCACUGAGGACGACGUCACAUUGGAUGGAACACCACCAGAGCCAAUGGUAGAGCCUGACGUCAUCAGCUCCCUGGAGCAACUCUCUGUGGAGCAGUCUGAAACCGCCGCGGCGGAACACCACCAUGACGACCACGAGUGUUGCCAUGACCACCACCACGAGCAUGAGGUCAGCAACCAGGAAGUGGAGGAAGAGUAGGUUUGUGUGUUUUCUUUCCGGGUCUGGUCACUGCCUGAAGAAACACUAGCAGAGAUACUGAGCAGUCAAACAACAUGGGAAAUGUUCAGGACACUGGUGAAAAGACCUGGGGUGAUGUAUUGAGAUGACACACUAAUAGAACCAGAUAGAAAUGUAAUGAAUUUAACUGACACGCUUCCCCAAUUUUAUAUGAUGACAAUGGAUGUCUGUUCUAUCUGAACGUGCUGAACAGGCCUCUGGUAUAUGAGUGAUGGCGAGCGUACAUUCUAUGGUAUGGUCCAAGAGAACGUUGUACAGUUUUUUUUUUUAACGACUGGUUGGAUGGGUCACGAGAGAGAUCAUGGUAGAAAUGCAUAACAAUAGCUCUCUUGUAUUUUUGGGGUGUAGGAUCCUAUGUUACAAGUUCAGCUUCAUGUUCUGAUUAGCCGUAAGGGUUGCAAUGUUAUGAACAUUUUGUAGUUUGUUUUCGUGUAAAAAAAAAAGAAUAUUUUUUUAUUAUGGUUUUGGAUUUCUUAAAAAAACAAAUCAAUUAAUGGAAUGGCCGUGUGAAAGAUCCAAAGAUAAUUACACACACACACACAAAUACAUUCGUUAUAUAUUGUUGAACUACUUUAUAGAAUUCACUACGACAAACCAGUGAUGUAUAAACUUAAAGCAUAGUUGCACAUUUUUAAUAUUUGAUUUGUGACGACGACAACUUUUUUUUUUUAGUCCUGUAAUUUGACUAUUCCAGUUGAAAUACACUACUUGACAUACGAGUGGACCUCCAUAGGCCUGGGUCUAAUACAGUCAAAUACUUGAGCCGCGCUUGAUUUAGUUUGCCAGUAGGCUUGCCUGGCCCUCCUUCCAAAUCCCGUCGACUCGAACGUGAGAAGCCUGGGCUUCCGAGGUUAGUUUGCCAGUAGGCUUGCCUGGCCCUCCUUCCAAAUCCCGUCGACUCGAACGUGAGAAGCCUGGGCUUCCGAGGUUAGUUUGCCAGUAGGCUUGCAUGGCCCUCCUUCCAAAUCCCGUCUCGUUGACUCGAACGUGAGAAGCCUGGGCUUCCGAGGUUAGUUUGCCAGUAGGCUUGCCUGGCCCUCCUUCCAAAUCCCGUCUCAUUGACUCGAACGUGAGAAGCCUGUGCUUCCGAGGUUAGUUUGCCAGUAGGCUUGCAUGGCCCUCCUUCCAAAUCCCGUCUCGUUGACUCGAACGUGAGAAGCCUGGGCUUCCGAGGUUAGUUUGCCAGUAGGCUUGCAUGGCCCUCCUUCCAAAUCCCGUCUCGUUGACUCGAACGUGAGAAGCCUGGGCUUCCGAGGUUAGUUUGCCAGUAGGCUUGCAUGGCCCUCCUUCCAAAUCCCGUCUCGUUGACUCGAACGUGAGAAGCCUGGGCUUCCGAGGUUAGUUUGCCAGUAGGCUUGCCUGGCCCUCCUUCCAAAUCCCGUCUCGUUGACUCGAACGUGAGAAGCCUGGGCUUCCGAGCUUACUUUGCCAGUAGGCUUGCAUGGCCCUCCUUCCAAAUCCCGUCUCGUUGACUCGAACGUGAGAAGCCUGGGCUUCCGAGCUUACUUUGCCAGUAGGCUUGCAUGGCCCUCCUUCCAAAUCCCGUCUCGUUGACUCGAACGUGAGAAGCCUGGGCUUCCGAGCUUACUUUGCCAGUAGGCUUGCAUGGCCCUCCUUCCAAAUCCCGUCUCGUUGACUCGAACGUGAGAAGCCUGGGCUUCCGAGCUUACUUUGCCAGUAGGCUUGCAUGGCCCUCCUUCCAAAUCCCGUCUCGUUGACUCGAACGUGAGAAGCCUGGGCUUCAGAGCUUACUUUGCCAGUAGGCUUGCAUGGCCCUCCUUCCAAAUCCUGUCUCGUUGAAUCGAACGUGAGAAGCCUGGGCUUCCGAGGUUAGUUUGCCAGGUACCAUGGAAUAGUCUCAAAAGUACAAACUUCAAGCUAAAUUAAGCGCAUCUCAAAUGUAUUUUUGGACAUUUUUACAUACAUACUUGACCCAGGUUCAGUACCUGAACAGUACCAUUUAUAUAAUCAAUCGGGCACAGCUUUUUUAAAAUUUUUGCUCUUUUUUUAAAACGCCUAUCAUUUGGAAGGGUUCAAGGGUGAACCUUGAAAAGGUCGUCGUUGUAAAAUAAGAAUUUGUUCUUAACUGACUUGCCUCGUUUAAAUAAAGUUUUAAUAAAUAACCUUCGCACUUCAGCAAACAAAAUGAUUAGAAACCAUGUGUAGGACUUACCAAGACAGAUGGACUAGGGAGAAAGGAGUUGGGAGCACUCCACACAAAAGGCUGAAUUUUAAAUGAUUUUAAUUUAGGUCACUUUAAUCCAUUGUACAGGAUGAGAACAGGUGACUGUCUUCCUUGGUUACUGUUAUAGAAAUCCAUGUUUAAAUUAAGUUUUUUUUUUAUAUUUGAAACGGUCGUUGUUUUUAAUGCAUCAAAUAUAGCAAUUGUUGUUAGUUCUGUGUUCACAAAACACACAUUUUUAAUGUGGGAUCAGGUUGUAGUUUUAGUUCUUAAACUCAAGAAAGUUGAAUCUGUACUUUCUGUAGAGGUAGACCUGUUUUCAAUAAGUUACAGUGCAUUUAUUUGUUAGACAAUAAUAUUUCCUGGAUUUCUGUAGCGUAAGGGCCAGAUUCAAUCUCGAUCACGUUUGGUCGGCUACGCACUUUGUUUAUAAAGUCAAUGUUCCUGUGUUCGCAGAGACCGCAUUCACCAACGCGGCAUAUGUUGGCUCAAUAGUAAAUUUACCGUUGAAUGUAAAGCGUGCUAAAUCUCAAAUCUACCGAAUGAUCGGAUUGGUUUUGUUGCAGGGCAUUUAUUUUUAAAGUGUCAUUUUAUGGGUUUCUGUACACCUUAGGUGAAAGGUCAUUAUUUUGUAAACAUACAGUAGGGAAAGUCUCAUUCCUCCAUGUUACCUCUUAUCUGUGUCAUAUUUGAUCUAUGCAAUUGUCAGCCAUGUUUGUAGUUUUUGACUUUUUUUUUUUUUUAAGCUGUAGGCAACAUACUGUAGCCAUCAUGGAAGUUAUCUGUAAGCUGGAACCACAGACAAUACAGUAUCAGGGUUGUUAAUUUAAAUUCCAUUUAAAUUAGUCAGUUCAGGAAGUACACUCAAAUUUCCAAUUCUCUUAAAUUCUUUCUGAAUUGACUUGACCACAACCCUGUGCAGUAGCUUCUGAUUUAAAUAGUGACACUACUGUUAGUUUUAAUAUAAAUGUUUGGAGCAAAUGCUUUUCUGUAAGAGAAGGUUCCGUUGGUCUUCUUUUUUGAUUUAGGCUAGGCACUUAGUUGUGAGAAAUGAGGGAAGGGGAAAUAUUUUAUCAAUGGAUGGAGAGUUUAUUGUUAAUGAGUGCAAAUGAAAUUCUGAUUGUGAAAAAUUGAUUAAUAUUCUCUGUAAAGCUUCUGAUGCAAAAAUGGAGUCGCUUCUAGUCACUGGAACAAAAAAAUAAAAAUGGUCACAAUUUUA